Molecule: messenger RNA, 2481 nt
Organism: Exophiala spinifera
Lineage: Eukaryota; Fungi; Ascomycota; Eurotiomycetes; Chaetothyriales; Herpotrichiellaceae
Exons: 5
Coding region: 1-2481 (826 amino acids)
Biological process (GO): protein deubiquitination
Cellular component (GO): cytosol; nucleus
Molecular function (GO): protein binding
Source: RefSeq, a predicted model, not a curated record
AUGGCGGCUGCACAUCCAACCCAGGAUCAAAUCUCACAGGUGGUUGCAAUCACCCAAGCAGAUGAUUCGGCCGCCAAAUUUCUGCUCAUGAAGAGCAAUAACGACGUCAACGCCGCUAUAAACGCCUACUUCGAGGAUCCGGUAGGCUCUUUGAAGGAGCCACCGCCUGCAAACCAAUGGCAAGAGCAGGAUAAUGUACCAUUUGCCGAUGAUUCCAGCAUGGGAGGCAUGCCUGCUUUGUCUCGCCCACCCUCGCGAGUCGACGGCAGCAGAUCCUUCGUUGAUCUGUCGGCAGAUCACGCCGCAGCCAAUUCGAAAGAUGCAAAAACCUUGAGAGAACAGGAGGAGCUGAACGACCCAGAAAUUCAACGUGCAAUGGCCGAAUCCCUGCGUCAAAACGGGCCAGCACAAGAAAAUGGGAUUACUGGCACAGGAGCACAUUUUGGACCGGCAAAUAGAGACUAUUAUGACCCUUCUAAUUGGGCCCUCACCACCUUUUCUACAGCGCGGGAAAUUAUCGAUCACCCUCCUCCCUCAAAGCGACGGCGUAUUGAUGAUCAGCCAGCCUUCCUACGAGGAUCCAAAGAAACGGACUAUCUCGCUCCGCUCUUAACCAUCUACCACAGUAUCCCCCUAGCUCGGGAAGCUUUGCUAAUGCCAGGUCUCAAAAUACACGCUUAUGGCCAUGACGAUAGUUGGUGGUCAGGCACAAAUGAUGAGAACACGAAAUCGUUAUCUACCGAUAACAACCUACGCGUCGACCGAGAUGACUGCAAUGUACUCGCCGAGAUUCAAUGCUUGAUGGCUUUCCUCGACAAAACAAAUCGUGCUUAUGGCAGCGUUGAUGCACUCGCUGAUCUUCACCGCGUGAGGAAUAACAACGAUCCUUCUUCAUUUGUUCGGGUGAUGCAAGCAUGGAGCUCCGCGGCUCUGAAUCAGGAUCCAAAUGAGCAACUGACACAGGUCUUCACCUCCACUGCCGUGAAGGAGAAUGGUCCCGAGAACAGUCGACAAGAGGAAGAAAUGGUCUGCGUGGAACCAUACGUCAAUCCGUCACUUGGUCAAACCCUUGUGGAUGUGCUGGACAAUACCGUCUGGAACGACGAGAGGGGGAAUAUCGAUGAUGUGUGGAUUGACCACGCGGCUGAGAUUUUCACAAUACGCGUUCGCGAUCCCGAUACUGGUAAGAGUGAAAUGAACUUGCACCUGGAUCCUGUAUGGUACCCGGAUCGCUAUAUGCAAGAAUGCAGGGAGGCAAGCAUGCAUAUCAGGAAAGAAUUGCGAAAAAUCCACUGGGAAGUUGAGCAAUGCACAACAAUACAGAGGCGCUGUGACGUGUUAAGGAUGCCUGACAACAGGGUCCUCAUGGUUCGGGACGUGCUCAAUGCGGCUAGUAAAGCAUCUCUAGGCGUGGCUGGGAGGAAACCAACCUCUGAUGCACUGUAUGGUGGUCAGGACAGCAUGGGCAUGACCGAAGAUGCUGUGAGUUCUCGUGAGGUCGAGGACGUUCGAACCGAGCUUCAACUUGUCCUUCAACGUAUUCAGCAGAAAUUUCAACAGCUCGAAUCGAGAAAAGCCCAACUUCGGCAUACAAUGCGCCAGAUAGCGGCCCAUCUCACACGGCCUACUUCAGAAAGCCCGGAUUUCCCGCGGAGGAAGUAUACUUUGCAAGGGGUAUCAACGACAACCAAUAUCACCUAUGUCCGCCGACCGAACCAAGACCUGCUACGACUCAACGACGACGAAUCUUCAAGUGAAGACCAGGAGGGCCAAUGGUGGAAGAUGGCAUGGUUGCAGGAGGAGAGCAGUACAGUGCCCCUAGCACCUGUAGCGGGGCCUGUCACCCGUGAACAAGCCCACAAUGAUCCAACCACAGCAGCUGCGGGCAUUUCAACAGAAAGGGAACAGUCGAAACAGUAUACUGUAUCCAAAGUAAGCGAAAAGGAUGUGCUUGAAGCGGUGAAGAGUGCACAUCAGUCCGUCCUGCUGGUCUACGCGACCGAGAACGCGAUGAAGUUCAAAGGCACUGAACUGAGCCUUCCUCUCCGACACUUCGUGGAUCGUGACAAUCAGGCAUUUGCCGAGGAACUCCGAGAGGAGGAAGCCACACUGAGCAACGACUCUGGAGAUCACGAGCUCGAAACCGAGUUUGAGGAUGUACCUUUGAUUGAUCAGACCGGGUCGAGCAGUUCCGUGCGUGAGUUUACGCCAAUGUCAACCUCAAGUCCUGGAAUUCGUGACGAAGAAGGACAACCGUCACCUAAGCGAGCAAGAGAAGGGGACAGCGGUUUCCACCCAGAGUUACCACCUUCAUAUGAAGAGACUGUAGGCAGACCAGAGAUGCAGGAGCGAAAGGGAAAUAAGAUUGGCUUCCAUGCGGAGCAAAUGCUGCAGAAGUAUGGGACGACGGAUAGCGCCACCGAUAUCGACGAGAAAGCCAAUCCAGAGGGCGACCCUGUGCGUCUCGAGCAUUCAGCAUAG